This is a messenger RNA of Linum trigynum, 2420 nucleotides long. NCBI's taxonomy places the organism in Eukaryota, Viridiplantae, Streptophyta, Magnoliopsida, Malpighiales, Linaceae. The record is from the annotation of a GenBank genome assembly.
CGCCCAGAAUCGGGUUUUUGAGGCAGAUACGAGCCAAAGGAAGAGGAGAGCUGGGAUUUGGAUCCCAAACACCCAAGGGACGAACCCUAGAGAGAGAGAGCGACUCGGGAACAUUCUUGGAGCUAUUUUGGAGGAUUUCUUCGCCAUUGGAGCUCGGGAAUCAAGCUUGGAGAUGGAGAUUGAAGAUCUAGAUCAGAUUUCUGCAGUCUCUCUCUUCUCUAUGGAGUAACUUCCCUUCACUUAGGUUUUGAGGAACCCUAGUUCCAUGAGUUAGGAUCUUUCUUGUAUGAAGUUUUGGAUGCUAUAUUGUUUGAUUAUAAUCGAAUGGUGCAUGUUUAUUGAGUCAAUUGAAGUCUGAUCAACUUUUCCUGAUUUCUGCUGCAACCUGAGAUAGAUAGAAUCUGAUUAGGUUGUUAGAGCCUCAUCAUUCGGUAGUAGGAGAUUGGCUAUACGAGAGUUAGCCAGUUUACUGCUUUGUACUGGAAUCCAAUUCCAGUAGUGGAGUUCUGUGCUUAUUGCUUCAGCUUUCUAUCCCGGUGAAGACUAGUCGUCUGCCGGAUAGUUAGACUGAGAGGGCCUGGUCAGCUUAAGAGAUUCCAAGCUACUGUCGGAUCUUCCGCAGUUUAAUCAACAGUAAAACAACCAAAAGGAAUUACAACUUGGACCUAAUUGAGGAGCUAGGGGGAAUCAUACCUAAGUGAGUUCCCAAACUGUAAUUAGUAGUUUUACUUAGUUUAGUUAGUAGAGUAGUUUAGUUAAUCAAUCCUUAAUCUAGUUUGCUAGAUAAUGAACUGAAGCUGAGUAAUAGUAACUCUAGAGACCCGUGGAUUCGAUAUUUAUUACUUGUGCCACUAUAUUGCAGUCCCUUCCAUUGGUUACACUUGGCCAUUGUUAGGUGUUGUGUUUUAGAGCAUCAAGUUUUUGGCGCCGUUGCCGGGGACUUUCUAGAGUAUUAGGAAAGGCAGAAGUUUGUUACUUUAGCGUUUUUCUUCUCUUUUCUUUUAUUUUCCACCCUUGCUUUUCACUUGGGUGUUUUUGUUUUUGUUGGUGCAGAUCUGAAUCAUGGAUCCUCAUGGCUUCUCCAAUCAUUGGGGGUAUCCACCACCAUCCGAGUGGUAUUACCCCGAGACUCCCUGGAGCAAUCAAGGAGGAGAAGAUUAUGGAUUCGGGUUCCAGUACCAACCCCCUUACUACGGAGAACAAUCAGACCCCUGGGUAUAUCAAGAACAACCUCAUUACCAAGAAGACUUUCUCCCACAACCAGAAGGGCCAUCGGAGCUGGAGUUACCCAUGGCGGCCUUCACGGGCCACUCUGCAGAGCCAUGCUACACUUCACUGGAAGAUCCGAACAAACAAUUAAGGCUUCUCGUGGAGCAGUUUGCUCGAGACACUGAGAGAUCCUGCUCCAAGAUGGAUCUUCAAAUUCAAGCCCUUGCCUCUUCCGAUCCCUCAUUUCUCCAUGAUAUGGAGGAGACUGUUCAGCACUCAGCGAAGCAAACAGAGUGGGUGGAGCAAGUUUGCUCACAUCUUGCUCAAGAUCACCUUUCUGCUACCACGCUAGAAGAGGUGGAGGAUGACAAAGGCUACGGGAGCGUUGAGGAGCAUACAGAAGUUAUCACAGAGAACUCCCAUGAUAAUCAUGAUCAGGAAAGUCCUUUGGUUGCAGACCACACCUUUCCUCAUUUAUGCUCUAACAUGUUGGGCCCGUGCGAGGAGAUGCAAGAUUAUCCCAUUGAAGAAAUUGCUUGGCGACUUGCUCUCCAAUCUGUUCUAGAAGAAGAAGAGCGAGAAAGGAUGAGGAAGGAAGUUGUGGAGGAUGAGGAAGAAAGAAAAGAAGAGGUGGUUCUUGAUCUUUUCCCAGGAGAGAGACCACAUUUUGAAGAAGGAAGGGGGGUUGAGGAAGCAAUUGGCGUCCAGGCUGAGGAUGAAGUUGAGGUGGAAGAGGCAUGCACCGACCAUGAGUUACAAGUAAUAUCCCCACCAAACUUUGAGGAACUGCUUAGCAAGGACCCAUUUGCAGUGUCUCUUUGCCAGACCAAGGCCACUUCAACAUCGGUCCCUCUUAAUGGACGCGAUGGUGGCCAAUCGAUGUUGUCAUAUCUGGUUUGGGGCAAUGAGACGAGAGAAAAGAAGAAGAGGUCUCGAGGGUGGAGACUUCAUCUGCAUCAAGUACAUGAGCCUUCAUCACCUGCCACACUACAUGCUCGUGACUUGAGACUCCACCUCAUCGACGAGAACCUCAACUUCAAGGAGGUUCUAGCAUGGACAGAAACUUAGGAGCCAUCGUCCGGCUCACGACAUGAAAGAAGCGCUUGUUGGGAGGCAACCCAACCAGUCGGUUUGCAUUUCUUUCUCUAUUUCUCCUCGGUUGAGUCAGUUUUGUUAUUUGAUUUUAGAGUCAAUAACUCAACCUUUGUGAG